AUGAGCAGCAGGUUCUUUUCCCUCUUCCGCAACACGCCCCUCAUUCAGACCCUCGGUCCCCCCACCACCCCGACCGCACAGGCAGCCCAGCAGGCUCUCCAGUCUUCGUCGCCCUCUGCCGCCAUGUCGUCCGCCGUCGAGUACGCCACCGUCGCCAGCGGCUGCUUCUGGGGCACAGAGGACAUCUACCGCAAGCACUACGGAAACGGCAAGGGUCUCAUCGACGCCAAGGUCGGAUUCAUUGGAGGAUCCGAGAGCAGCAAGAACCCGACCUACGAGGAGGUCUGCACGGGCAGGACCGGCCAUGCCGAGGCCACCCAGAUCCAGUUUGACCCCUCGAAAGUGAGCUACGCCGAACUCAUCGAGUUCUUCUACCGCACCCACGACCCCACCCAGCUCAACCGCCAGGGAAACGACCGCGGCACCCAGUACCGCUCCGCCAUCUUCGCCCACGACGACCACCAGCUCGCCACGGCCAAAAAGGUGACGGAAGAGGUGCAGAAGAAGCACUUUGACCCAAAGGGCUCCAAGAUCGUCACCCAGCUCGAAAUCCGCAACCGCUCCGACUUUUUCCCCGCAGACGACUAUCACCAGCAGUACCUCAUCAACAACCCAAACGGAUACCACUGCGCCACCCACAUCCUCCACUGGUAG
Pseudozyma flocculosa PF-1 is the source of this 654-nucleotide messenger RNA. RefSeq lists its product as uncharacterized. Bases 1 to 654 code for a protein of 217 amino acids. The record is from RefSeq and is a predicted model, not a curated record. The transcript has 2 exons. NCBI's taxonomy places the organism in Eukaryota, Fungi, Basidiomycota, Ustilaginomycetes, Ustilaginales, Ustilaginaceae. Gene Ontology annotation, molecular function: peptide-methionine (S)-S-oxide reductase activity.